Messenger RNA from Porites evermanni, 14657 nucleotides. The record is from the annotation of a GenBank genome assembly. NCBI's taxonomy places the organism in Eukaryota, Metazoa, Cnidaria, Anthozoa, Scleractinia, Poritidae.
AUGGAGAACCAACAAAAAUCGAAGUUAAACAUCAAACAGCGCUUUUCCUGUGGCCUCGGGAACGUUCUCAACGAAAUUUUCCGCCAAACGUACAUUUCUUUUUCUAUCAUAUUUUUGAUGCAAGUGAUUGGUUUGUCGGCAUCCCAAGCCGGAUUGGCUAUGCUUAUUGGACAAAUAACUGACGCCUUUACCUCUCCAAUAACUGGUUUCUUGGGCGACCGUGUGCAAAUUCCAUUUAUUUCCAAAAAGCUAGGUCAAAGGAAGUCGUGGCACUUAGUGGGAACGGUUAUGAUGGCCGGUGGAUUUCCUCUUCUGUUCAAUCGGUGUUUAGUAUGCAACGAUUAUCAGGGUGUCAGUUGGUUACAACCUUUUUACUAUUAUUGCAUCAUGGUUAUUAUAAGUCCAGCAUACAACAUUCUGGAGAUCAAUCAUCUUUCCAUCACCUUCACUGCAGCUGGGACAGUGCGAGAAGGCGCGGCGUUAACUGCUAUAAGGUUACAGCAAUAACACUAUUUUUUUUGUUCACAAUUUCUUGAUUCUGGUUUUUUGGAUUCUGUUCUCUGACUGAAUGUGAUCUCACCAGUGGUUAUGAAGUGUAUAUUGAUAAUUAACGCAGCUAAAGCACGUUUUUGCCUCUGCUUUUCUUAUUUUUCAAACCUUUUUUUUUUUAUUUUUCGCUUUGAAUCUCAAAUGCAGUAACCUGAUUUGACAGGCUACAAUACCGUCAGUGAUCAAGAUCGAUUACGUUCAGUUCAAGACGUGGUAUAUUGGAAUAAAGAUACCCUCAUCCCGAAUUUAUGUCGUAAGAGUCGACCCUUUUUUUUUCUUUUUUUUUUUUUUUUGAUAUAGGACAGUCCUUAGUUUCGUUAGUGGAAUAUACGUUUAUGUGGUUGCCUGGGGACUGCUUGGUCAGGAUGGCGGAGACGAUCUGGGGCCGGAAAGUGUAACACAGUUUGCGGUAGGUACCUAAAUAAAGUGACGAUAUGGAAAUUGCAUUAAUGAAAAAAGCAAUCUAACUGAUUGGAUUAAUGAUGAUGAUGAUGAUGAUGAUGAUGAUGAUGAUGAUGAUGAUGAGAUUGAAUUCAUAAUACCAUAUUGCUCCCGCACCCAACUAAACGCACGUUUUUUUAUGGUGCCUGCAUGCUUUUGAGCUAUUUUGAAAAAAAAGCUCAUGUGCCAGUGGUGUGAGCAUAUGUAUCUUUGUGGCUUUGUAAGUUCGGAUGUUUGUUGCAAGAGCCUGGUUGGAGGUACUAUGAGUUGAAACUUAAACCCCAUUUACAAGUGCUAAAAAAUCAGCCCGGCACGUCCAAUUUUUGGCACCAUGCUUCGUUUACCCGUGCCGAGACUACCUCCCGGAGGUAGUCUCGGCACCCCUAAAAUUUUGAGCACUGGUGCCACAUUACAUUUGGGACCAAUACGUUUACACGUCGAAAAUUGGGAGGGCCGUACCUUAAAAUCGUCAGCACGGUGCCAAAAAUUUGGCGUGUCGUGCUGAUUUUUUAGCGCAUGUAAAUGGGGUUUUAGGCCGGAACCAAUAACAUCUUGGCAUCUAUUUUAACAUGACAUUGCUAAAGGACGAACAAGGGUACUUUGAGACCGCCAUCUUGAUUCUUCACAAUUUUUUUCGUCUUUUAUUACGGCUACAGGUGUUUAGAAGCAUUACAUUAAAUAUCUUCCUGAUUCAAACGCUGUGUACAGUGAUGCAGCUGUUUAAGGGUUCAUAUCUUAAUGUGGAUGCUGCUUCAAAACAUCUCUGACCGAAUUCGGCUAUCGCGAACGGUACAACGCACUUAUUUACGAGAUGUGUUUCACCUGCCUCAAGAUAGAGUAUAAAAGAUCAUACAUUUUCAAAGCUCUUCCAAUGAAAGAAUAAUUGAUAUUUAGAUACGGACUUUAAUUCGAAGGUAUGCGGCCUAUAAAUUGUGGUUUUAGAUAUUUGAAAGGCAGCUUAUUUUUUUCGGACGUUGUACCGAGUAUUGUUAAUCCUGUAAACAAGCUUUAUUCUCUCGCUUACAAAGUUCAACAGACCUUUUUCGUUCCGGCAAUUUAAACAUGAAUAAGUGAACAACAUGAUACGUCCUUCCUGCUUAAUAAGUAUUAUAUUAUAGUUAUUGAAACGUAUUUUAUUUAGUAAAGAUGCGUAACUUAAGCCUGGUUUCCAUAUGAUCGCUACGAUCGCUGUGAUUACUGCGAUCGCUGAGAAAAAAAAUUUCAGCGAUCGCCACGAACAUAAGGAAACCACUUUCCAUUGACGCGUAGCGAUCGCAGCGACAACGAGCGCUGAGAUAUAAAAAGUUCUAUCUCAGUGAUCGUUGUUGAUGCGAUCGCAGGAAAGUGGUUACCAUAUGAUCGCUUCGAUCAUUGAACUUUUUUUUUUUCUCAGCGAUCGUAGCGAUCAUAUGAAAAUCAAGCAGUUGCGACAGGGAUUAAAAUUGGAAGAAGCUAGUUGACACUAAUUAUUUGGGCGUGGCUCAAAUAGAGUAAUGGGAAACGGCUUGUUUUGACGCAAAAGUGAAAUAGGCACGCAAUACGUGCUAACGUAAACAAGCAAGUAAACAAGCGAAGGGAGGCGAAUGUCUGCCAUGCGAACGUCAUUCAAUACUACAUAUUCUCCUUUAUCGUUUUCGUAAAGUUAACCAAAGUCUAUAAAACGUGUCUUCGGAAUCUCACGCAAAAUGUAGUGUUUUUAAAUCCUCGACUGGCGGAUUCAUAAAAAACUCUUUAUUAUCUCCAAUUUGAACUUGAAUUUACAUCGCAUCAUCAUAUUGACACAUGCAGACUUUAAAAAUAGAAUACGCUCCCACGAAAAACUGAAAUGGACCUCAUAGACGCAAUGACAAAUCGGAAUCAUAGUGUCAGGAAUGUACGUGUAAAAUCGAUAAGAGUUUGAAAAGAAGAAUGUGUAUCAAGAUUUGCCGCAAGAUUUGUGUUGCUGGCAAUCAGUGUGACAAUAGUGAUUUUGAUUUUCACAAUGCGGAACACAAGGAGUUGCCUGUGAUAAAAAUCUCUUCCGAUAAAGGAAAAGAAGAUUGUUUAAAAUUGAAAACAAAAGGGACUUAAGCUUCUUUGGGAGCUAUUGCGACAGCGGUAACAAUUCUUCUUAUUCUUUCAAUUGUUGUUUUUGUAUUGCGCGUUGUUUGUGUACAGUAUGAGGUCCUUGGUCCGCGCAAGUCCGCGAUGCCCUUGGUCCGCGACUUUUCCGAAAAUGAUAAAAUAUUUCGUCGAGAAAAAAAAAUACAUUGAAUAAUGAAAGAUAUCGUGAUUUACAGAUUAGCAUUCUUUCAUAUGACGAAGUUUCGGCUUUCGUGCUGUGGGUGAUGACGCGAAAUUAAAGUUUGUUGACGGGUAGGUUAAUUUGUCUUUCUUGAAGUUUAGAUUUUUGCGGCACCGUAGAUUACAUGGUCAUCUUUACUUAGCCUGGAAUAAAUAAAACGCAACGGGAAGACGUGCCUUUUUGCAGAACAGGUUUUCAGAUCAACUCAUUUCUGCUGUUGGAAGCAUAUUGCUAUUGCUAUUGUUAUCACCAAAUUUCGCUUAGCGAGUCCAAUUGGUCCGCGACCUAUGACCUUGGUUGAAUAAAACUUCCCAAAAAAAAAGCGACGGCCUCUGUUUUCUAAGAAUGUUUUGAAAAUCGUCCCUAUACAUGUCUACAAGUUCUCUUUUUUUAAAUACCUCUAAUACAAACAGAGUUUUUGGUAAUUUUUUGGUUUUUUCGACCGCGCUGAAAACCGCUCGUCGACGCUCGUGAGGGAGACUUGAGGAGACUGUUGUCUGAAGUCUUUGAUAGAAAAGAAUAUUAUGUUAUACCCACAACAUCUUCCGAAAAAAACUUUAGCUUAAUUGCAUCGAGAAAAGAAAAAAAUAUAUAUGAAAUAUUGUGAAAAUCACGUUUUAGUAUGGAAACUAUAACAUUUUUACGUUUUUUUCGUGCUGCUUACCUGAGACGCGGACCAAGGACCACAUUCGCCGACCAAGGACCAUCGAAAACGGUCGCCUUUUUUCGAAUUCCAAGCAAAAUAUUUAAUUCUGGAACUUAGAACUUCAGGAUUAUCGAGAGGAACAUAAAAGCUAUCUUCAGAGAGUAUUUCAGCUCGUUACGUGAAGAUUCGGGUAAGAUAUUCAAGUUAAUGACUUUUAGACGCGGACCAAGGACCACUUACUGUAUAUUGUGACGCGGUACAUGUACGAUCCUCGGCGUCGGGAUUUUUUAUUAUCAGCAAGUUUUGUGUUAGGAGUGUUUUGAUGUCAGUGAGGUGACGACAAGAAAAGGUAAUGUGUCAAUUGUACAGAAGGAAAAUUGUUUUGUAGAGGAAAUAAAACAAGUUGAAUUGAGAUCUCGUCGUAGGAAAUUUAUGUAUAACAGUGUUGAAUACUGUAGUAUAUCAAAUGUUAAUAGUUUAUACCAAUGUUCUUGUAAACAAUGCUUUGCUAUAGCACUUUAUGCAAUGUGUUACUCUGUUAUUAUCCAUGUGCAUACUGGACUUCAAGAACCUGAACCCUAUCUGCUCUUUCUAGUAAUGGGAAUACAAUGUACAGUGUAAUGGGCGUGAAAAGACAUAUUAUGCCAGUUGAUCUUCCUUAAAGUGAGAGUAUCAGCGUAGCCGAGAUAAACCUUACUGUUUGCGUUGUAAGCAAUGGUGUCCUAUGUUGCAAUUUGGCUGAGAGCAAAUUUGUGUUGAAGAUGUGCAUUUCAAAACAUUAUCAUGAAGUGACAGGAUUUAAUUUGUGGUGGAUUGGAACAUAUUGUAUAAACUGUGUAGUUCAGCAAAGAAGUAGAGUAAAGGAUUUAUCUUUUCUUGUGGUAUAUGAUGAAAGUUAGGUGAAAUAAGACUUGUUAAAAGUAUCAAAGGCGUACAGACAUUUUUGAAGAAAUUUGUAAAAUUACACAAAGUAAAUAAAAUUGUCAAAGACUACAGUAUGAAAUACACUUUAUAUUAUGCUCAUGAAAAUUGAAAGCAGUGAAAGAAAAAGAUUGCGAGGAAACGCAGGUAUAGUUCAUUUGAGUAUUGUGUGAUGGAACCUCUUAAAAAGAAACCUUUAGCUACAAGGAGAAAAGAAAACAGGCAGAUCGGGUCUAGAUUUUUGCAUUGAACAGUAUAAAAAUAAAAUAAGAAAAGGUCCCUGUUAUAUAUGUUGUGUUUGUAAUCGAUUACCUUAUACCAGAUCAGUUGACAUUUCUGCAAAAGUAAAUAUUCGUGUCAAAAUUUUUUCAGUGUGCAAUCUUCAUUUGAUGGAAAACAGUAUGUUUGUAAAACAUGUCACUUAAUACAGACAAUUUCUAUCAAAGCUCAGUGCCACUAUUAACAGAGUUUGACUCUAUUACCAACGUCCAAUAAAAUCAACCCAAUGUAGAAACCCAGCAACUACCUCACAAACUACACUCACAAGCUACACCAGUACCCAUCUUAGCAAUCAACUUCAAAUAUAACUCCACGCCUACUUAACUUCAGACAUUCAAACUAACCCCUCAAAUAUACAAUACCUCUGAACUACCCACAUAUCCUUCAUACACAAAACAAACUUCAAACAUAGGGUUAGUUCAACCACGCCCAAAUAUACGCUCCCACAGCGUCUUGUUAGAUAUUGUGUUAUUGAGUGGAAUAACAUGAUAUGAGUAGAAAUAUAUUUCGACAGUUUGAUAAUUUUCUUGGACGCCGAAAUGAAUGUUAGGCCAGCAACCUUAACGUUGCUUGAAGUGUAAUUUAAUUGCAGAUACAUUUAUUGUAAAGCCAAGGUGAUUUUUUAAAAUCGUUUUAGGAAAUUUUCUUGUAAACAAUUUGAGUUGUUUUAGGUACGAAUUGUAAAAGGAACAAAGUCCAACAUCUUCACGUGCAAAUUGUGUGCAUGAAUUAUUAUCAUAAUUCGCAUACGAACCACGAAAGGGGCAAAGUCCGACACUUUCACGUGCAAACUGUGUGAUUCUACAUUUCAUGCUGGCGUUUCACAGUUGUAAUAAUAACUUGAACGUAUGAAGACAUCUUUAGUUUUGUAACUAGUGCCUAAGCAAAGGCUCUUAAUUUUCUUUUAAGAAGCAAAAACUCAUACCACUGUCGGAAUUCAGUGGUCAGAGUUAAAGACUGUUUCGUUAAAGUAGAAUCGCACGUGAUAACCUCGUGAAUAAUGAUGAUGCCCGCGGCCAUCUACAACAAUGAUAAAAAUCUUAGCUAUUCGGUAUUCGGCGACCUUCAUUAUUUUAAGAAACCAUGAAUAACCCUUGAAUCCUUCGAGUCUUCCCUCCAAGCAACGUUUGGUGAGUUGAUAUUCAUAUUACUUUAACAAUUUGUUUAUUUUGCACAAGAUGUCUGAAGGAAAGACAAGGAAAAGUGAAUUUAUCAGAUCAAAUUAGCUAUGCACUGCGGUUCUAGUUUUCAUUAAUGUACAGCAAUAUCCAAUUUCGCACAAAACAAUAGCCUUAAUUUAGGAUUAAGACAGUAGAUUGCCGAUAUUGUUACACUGAAGCAUUCAAAAUAGCUCAUGCACGUAAAACGUGCCUUUGUUUGAUAACUAGCUAGAGGAGCAGGUGUAAUUCAUUUUUUUAAAAAAGCUAUAACCUUUUUACUAGAGUAUUCUUAGGUAUGUAUCAAAAGUUUAAAGUGAAAUAAAACUACAUUUAAGUUUAAAAAAAUUUUAUUUAAGUUAUUUUCAAAUGUUUUUAUUUCUUUCCCUUUCGACGCAGCAUCUUGUAUGGAUUGUCACUGGUACAGGAAUAGUCUUUUCAGUCAUUUUUUAUAUUGGAACAAAGGAACUAGCCGUACGCCCUCAAAGAAAGAUCAGCAAACCCAUGGAUCAAGUGGUAUGAAGUAACAUAAGAUAUCGAUUGCUUUGUCCUCGACGAAUAGCUAUCUUCCUUAGCCCCUGCCCAUGGACGAUUCGCAACUACGAUAAAUUAUCGCAAGAAAGAGCACUUGUAACCUUUUUACGAUAUUGUUUCGAAUGAUUGGAACAUUGUUUCAUUGCAACCCUGUUUUGCGCUGAAAAUCGUUGUUGCGAAUCCUUCCUUAUAACAUCACCUUUAGCUCGGUAUUAUAUUGACUUUUCCUGCUAAAUUAUGACGUUGAUGUUCUUGCAAGGUUUCUCUCUUGAUUCACAUUUAUUUUCAUGAGAGCUUAAUCCAUAGUCGAUUGCAUUCACCUGGACCCCUCAGUUGUAUCUCAUUAUACCCAGUGCCGUAGCAAUUUGUAGUAAUCAUCGCACUUUAUACUACCUGUAACAAAGUUCUAUCACAUGUCGCAAUUCGCCACAAAGCCGUGUCGCACUUGGUGAUAAAAAAUGUCCACUUUGACACAUCUCCCCAGGAUGCCCAUCUCUCUUUGUUAGAAAAUAUCACCGUACCUUAUAGACUUAAAGUUUCUACCAGUUAAUCAAAUACCUACUCUUUCAUGUCGGCAAGUAUAAAUAUCUAAGAGUUUUUUUCACGUCGACCAUGAAUUGUCUCAAGAAGAGUUUCACAGUGAUGGCAAUUUUAUGACAUAAAAAAAGGUUUUUGUCUUUGGCUAGAACGGUGAAGGAUUAUUUCAGGCUAGCCAGUCUGUUCAUUCAAUGGUCUUCGAACAAGUUGAUGGUGAGUUGAAUGAAAUGGAUUACUCUACCUUUAGUUCCAAUCUUUCUGUUUUACUUUCGCCUCGCAGUGCUCGUUGAGACAUGAGCAACGUUAAUUUUAGUAUAUUGAGGUCUAAUUUGUCAGUAAAAGGAGACCUUGUCAAUGUAACGAUACCUAAGGUGAAGCUAAAACUUAUACAUCAGCAGGGCCAAUUUAUUAGAACUUUUACAAGGCAUAGUGUAAUUUACAAGUGUUGCUAUUGUUUUCAUACUCUAAAACAAUAUAUAGCUACGCUUGUGAAUUACAUCACUUGCUUACGGUAUGUUCGUUGCUACGCGUCACAAGUAACAACCGAGAAAGGGUCUGGGCUCUUUAAUUUCUCACGUGUAGAUGCUGCAUGCCCAUUAUGGGCGCCUCAUCUGGAGGGAUCCUGAAAAUAAAAAGAUAUUGAAAAAAUAUUUCCGUAACAUCACGGGCCAGCAUUGGGUAAUAUUACAAGGUAAAAUCAGAUAAAGGAAAGAGAGCGGAUGUCUUUUUACCUCUUGCAGUUAACAGGCAUUCAGAAAUUAAACACGAUAUCUUUGUGGAAAAGCUAAAUAUCAGUAAUAAGACGAAAGACUGCAGGUUCUGUUAAUAAGGUAUAGAGAAAAUUGAAUUUUUUGAAAUUUUUUUUUUUAAGAUGCGAAGAGGAAAACUUCGACCAUAGUCCAUUCCCUUGUUGACAUUUUUAUGUCUUCGCUGGAAAACACGGAAGUUGUCGAUAACACAGCAGCUGCUAAAGCAGCAUCUAAAAAUAUGUCUGGUACAACGAUUUGUGGAAGCUCUCUUUUCAAAUGGCGGUGGAAACAGUCAAGACGAUUCAGAGGACAAACUUCAAAUUUCUGAAGUCACAUCGGGAGCGUCAAGUAAUCAAGAGAAACCCGGAAGCGGUAUGUAGAAUGGUAUUUGCCUUACUUUUUUUACAUCAUCCAUGAGCGGGUAGUGUUUCUGACUUUAAAUGUAAAUAUUCAUGAUUUUCGAUCGAUUUAUCAUCAACUUUAAUUGUUAUUGGCGUAACUAAACGUCAUUUCAAAAGGAAACCUCGACUUAGCGGUGAUUAAAAUCGUGUCAGCGGUCGCACGAUGAAAUUCUUUUUAACCAUCAUAAAGUGCAAAUCAAGUAAUUCUAGUGAGAUAAAAAAACAUUGAGGCAUAAUUGACAAGAGAUGAGAAUCCUCAGGCGUUCUGGUAGUUCAAGCGAAAUGACGCCAUUGUACGAAUGUCCUAUAAUUGCUAUUUCUCCUGUAGAUCUGAUAACCCAGGUAGCAAGACUGGACCAGGAUCACAAAGUGAGUCUCGUCCUUCGCUUAGUAGAUGCGCUUCUUAAUAAAGAGAGUCAAAGGCAACCAGAAGUAACUGGCGUUACGGCCGAAGAAGGGUAAGUGGAUCUUAAAGAGGAAAGUAACAAGCAGAAUAAAAACACAGAUUGUAUUGUAUGGUGAGCUUUUUUUCUUGACGUGAACACCCUGCUUUUUUUCAAGUACCCACGUGACGGUUCCUGAGUACAAAAGCAACACCCUGUUCUUAGGCUUCAAAGUGGUCACAAUUACAAUGACCUAUGCGCACAAGUUUUCUGUCACUUCCGUGGCAAUCCACGGCUAUGAAUAGCCGCAUUUCUGCCGGCUACGCUAACGUUUUAAAAUGACGUCUGACAAGGAAAAUUGGAGUAAAUAUGCGCUCAUUAAUACACUUUUGUGCUGAUACCCAGAAACUACGGUAACCAGGCACCAAGUGUGAUUACAUAGCCUAAGGUGACGUGCAUAAGUGGCAGUUGUUAUGAAAGGUUGAGGGCUUUCCAAUCAGUUUCCAUCCACAGCCUCAUCACCCACUGCACCUCUCAGAGUUUUUUACAUCGCCAUCUUGCACCUGAAGCGGUCUUGUAUGAGCGUAUUUUAUUUCACCUUAUUUUUUAGUUUUCCCAGUGAGUUAAUCUUUGCUCAGAUUACUGACAGGAACGGAACGAAAAAUACAGAAAUAAUAGAGGGAAACGAAGCUCAUAAUAUGAAAACAAGAGAAUAUGAUUUAAAUGGUGCUGACAGAGGACAUAGCAGGCGUCGGAGAAGAGGCAUGUCUUUGGCUCCAGAAGAAGUCUGUAAGCUUGGAAUACACAACCUUGGUUACCAAAAUGAAACCUGUGGGCUGGAGAUGAGAACAAAAAACGAAGAAGACGCCACUGAGCCUGUCGCUGAAGGUGAUGCAAUUAUCCAUGGUUUCGAAAAACAAAUGUCAGCUUUUACAGAAACAACAACGAGCAAAAGAAAAAGUUUCUCUGUUUCGGAAAGGAAUGAAGUCUGUAAUUCAGGAAUUUAUCCCGUUGAUUCAGAGAUGACAGCAUUUUCAGACAAAGAGACACAGAGAAAACUGAGCAUAUCAGCGCUGGAAGAGAACGGAUCUGAGAAAAAAGAGAAGGGAGAUGAAUCCAAUCAUAAAUCGUGUAAAUCUGCGAUAAGUGGAGGAUCUGAAAAGAGGAAACCAAAGACGACAACAGAUUGGUUGAAGACUCCUAGUGUUUACAAGGUUGGCUCUCUUAAUGUGUCCAAUGACCUUUUUGUUUUUUAAUUUCACUUUAAGUCUUAUCGGUAUAUCCCCUUAUGAAAUGACUUGCCUUUGAAGCAGCUGCAAGAUUGACGUGUGGGGAUCACAUCAUUUGUAAAUUUACCGAGUAAACUGAAACUAUACCGAAAGGCUAACCUUUGCCAACAAAUUAAGAUACCAAUAGUGUGCCGUUUAACAAUGUUGGGUAUCUAUUGUCAGUUUAGAACCUUAUGCAGUUCACGCAAACAGGUAAACAACAAAAUACAUUUUUUUGUCAAAAAUGCAAUCACAUUACAUUAAUAAAGCGCUGCGCUGGAAUUUCCUAACUCUGGACUCCAAGAGGGCUGUAAGGUAUUAGCCCUGUUUAAAACAAAAUCGUACUAAAAAAUAAAGUCAUUGACAAAUUAAUUUACCGAGUUCAUUUCAUCAAUUAGGUUGCCGUUAUCGUCACGUGUUCUCGCCUUGUGCAGGAUGCGGUUUAUGCAUAUUUGCCGUUGUACCUGACAGAAAGACUGGGCUUUGGGAAGGUAAGACGAAUAAUUUUGCACCCUUUAUGCCAAUGUGUUGAGGAGUAUCUUCCAUCAAUGGCUCUAAGAUCAUCACACCAUUCCCUAUAAUACACCCUAGCCUUAAAAUCUAAACUAAUAUACGGAGGAUGGCGUUCUCCACCACAGUUAUGGAAAACCGUCACAGAAUGUUAUGACAAAAUUGAUGCAGAAAACGUUGCUGCAUUUAAAGUAACUUGAGAUCAGGCGUUAUUUUGUCUAUUUAUUUUUUUGCUUCUUUACUUCUUUGGCUCGAGAUAAAGGGAGAAGGCAUGAUCGCAGGCUUCCCUACAUUUAAAGCAAAACUUAAAACAUUUUUAUUUAGGAAAUUUUUUCAUUUGCCUUUAUUCUUAACAUUAUGUUUGGAAGUAUUUUAACGGUGUUAUAUACAGAGAUCUUUUUACUAUUCCAUUUUUAUUCAUGUAAAGCCCACUGAAGUCAGAAAUGCGCUUGAAGACAACAUUUCCUCUAAUGUUAUCAUAGAAACAUUUCCAUGUGAUAGCAUCCAUACCGAAUAUCCAUAAAGGGGUUAUUAAUCCUUUCACUGCCAGAGAGGUUGAUGGAGUUUUGUAAGGUGACUCUAACUUUUGAGUCUGCAGACGAAAUCCUAUAAAAAUACACUCAAUUUUGUCAAAAUUUCACAAAAUGAAAUUUGAACAUUUGGUCGAAUUUGAUUUUUGCUAAAUUUGGCAGUGAAUUAGGGUUAAUUUUCUUCUCAUUUCAAUUUACUUUGAGCUUUUUGUUGAUUCUUUUGCAGCAAUCCAUUGCCUAUUUUCCCCUUGUUUUACUUGUUAGUGGAGCAAUUGGCAGCACUAUUUCAAAGAAACUUCACUCCAAACUGGGAAACAUGGUAAGCGGCUUCUCCCUCAUUUAAAUUCUUCUAUACAUGUAACAAGUCGAAUAAUUCAACUGAUAAUAAAUUAAAAAUAAGGGAGUAACAAAAUAUCUGCAACUUGCACUGCUAAGCGAGACGAUCUCCUUACCGGCUUUUAUCGGGGCUCCCGCUGAGCAAACCCUCUUUCCUGACUUUGAUACCUUCUAUAUUUGAUAUAUUUCCUCAGGCAACUUACCUCAUUGGUUCACUUUUCGUGAUUGGUGCAUCUGUAUACUAUUAUUUCCAAACCACUGACUUCAAACUGUCCACAUAUGCGCCCGUAAUACUAACAGGCAGUGGCAUGUCCAUCAUGUACGUCAUGGCCCUGACGUUCGCCGCAGAACUCGUCAAAGCAGACAAGGUGCGCCUACGCAAACAUUGUGUAAAUAGCAGAGUAAUGACCGCAAUUUAAUAUUUGAUUUUAUAAAUUUAACUGAAAUACUUUGGUCAAGUUAAUUGAGAUACGACCCGCCCUUCUGACUGUUUAAAAAACUGACAUACUAAAGAAAUUCUGAUUGGUCAAAAUAACUGGAAAACCAACGCGCGUUGUAAGUGGUCGAAAUAACUGAUAGACGACACGUGCUCUUAUUGGUCAAAAUAACUUAAAAUAUCACAUGCCUAUUGACUGGUUAAAAUAACUACCGGACACGACUGGUAUAACAAACUGAUGAAAAUACUUCGCUCGAGCUGAUUGGAUAACAAACGAUUGUAUAAUGUAAGGGCCUUGUAGCUAAAAUCAAACUGUAUAAAACUUUAAAAUUUUUUUAGUUCUUAUUUAGCUAUAUGUAUAGUCACCUUCUUAAAAUAACACAUCCAGUCAUAAAGGGAAAAGCUAAAUAGAUUACUGGUUCACCGGAAUACGCAUGAAAGACAGUUAAAAUGGACACAUCUCCCUUUAACUUAGACUUUAUAUUAGAGGGCCACAAUUAACUGAUAAAGAGUCCACUGUGAUUGAACUAUCAGAUCAAGAGAUCAGGCGCGGCUAUUUAUAAACACAGCCAUCUCCUAAAUUUUCAACAUAUAAAGCUACCAGCAGGUUAAACGUAUAUGCGUUUUUUUAAAGUAUCUGAAACAGUUGUGCUGUCUUUUACAGGAAACUAGUGGUUCGGCAUUCGCCAUCAUUAUUUUUGUAGCAAGAAUAUCCAGUGGUGGUUUGGUGAUGGCCAUACAAGAGUUUUACCCAGAAAACGGGUGAGAUUAUAAGUAGAUCUUCUACCUUAAUUUGGAAAAUCCAUAUUUUUGUGGUUGGGUGAAAAAUUUAAUUUAAUUAAUUGCCGAUUUCUGGGAACGUUUGUUCUCGGCUAGGUCUUUACUGUUUUCUCUGUUUUGAUGUAGGAAGAGGCCACAGAUUGCCAUGGUUGGCUAGAAUGCAUGAUUCGGGUGAUUAAAAUGUCCCGCUACUUCGAUGCAUCAUUGUCUUCCUAAAGCAUAUACCUGAUUCAAAAAACGUUGUCGCUAAAAAAGUAUAAACCAUGAACGAUAAGAAUUUUAGGAUUUAUGGGUAUACGUUCAUUAGCAAAGCAAAAUGUUCUUUCGACAAAAGUUUACAUUGUCACGAGAUGCUCGUGCGGAUGCAAAUCCCUAGAGUACUUUGUUUGAGGCAUGCUGUUGUCUUUUUUUGUCUUCCAAGAACGCUUUUAGGUCCUAUCUUAUGAUUUUCAAGUGUGAGUUAGCGAUAUGGCUACGCUCUUUAACUGUAGAAAUCUCUUAUAUGUUCCGCACUGGUGAAGUUAUGAGCCGUAAAUACUGGAAUCCGUUUUACGUUUUUUGGAAUGCAUCGUCGCGAAAAGCUUUGUAAAUGUACAAACAUUUUUGAGAAGAACUUUAAAUUUGCAAUGCUAGUAAAGUUGUACCCAUAAAUCCAUUAGGCUUGGUUUAUACUUUUCAAGCGACAACGUUUUUUUAAUCAGGUGUGUACUAAAAGGCCUAAAAGCUGCCCCUUUUUAUUCUUAGUUCGUCGAGCGAAACGCGCGCAAGAAAAAAUGCCAGGAGGGCGACUUUUAGUUAUUUACGAUUAUUUUACUUUAUAGCUCUACGUCCAAUUUGAGUGAAAGCGACUACGUGCAUCAUGUAUUUUCUGUAGUUCCCGCUCUAUUGGCGCUUGCUGGCUCGCUGAUGGUUUUAUUCUUCCGUCCACCGUCAUGUCAUACAAAAAGAGGUUGGUACCGUUUCAAGCUUUCCAUGCAAUUAUGUCUUAUCAUCAGCUAAGUUGGUUAAGAUGUAGCCAGUCUGUACAAUAAUUUUUAAUAAACACGAUCAAUAUGGCAAAAAUCAUCUCUAGACGCUGAUUAUGUCAACAUUUUUCAUACAUGCAGUUUGCAAAUGAAAUUAUGAUCGAAUUUAAUCUCCUUUGCUAGACAGCCCUGUAUGGAUUGUUUUACAUCAACCUUUGUAAACUAAUGCUGUCGUUUGCAUGUGCUAUAGAUAGUGUUAAGAGGCCGUUUCUUUCAAAUUAUCUAGCCUGCCAAAACAGCCGUUUCUCCUCGCUACACCCCGCUUGGGAGGCGUUUUGCCAGAAGAGACUCUCUUGGAGAAACGUCCUAAACGGCGAGGAGUGUGGUUGUUUUGGCAGCCGGGCUAAAAUAAAUUAACAGGCAUCAAUUUCAGUUAGUCUUGCAUUUCUUUUGCCCAAAUAUACAUUAUGGUUGGAUCUAGAGGGGGCCGAAGGGGAGGCACCCCAUUCACCCUUUUUUUCCGAAAUUACUUGUUCUAAAAAAUUUUCAAUUGAAUCUUUCUUGAAAGCUCUUAAUUUAUUAGUAUAAUAAGCACUCAGAGUUCUUUCUAAAUUUUCUGGAUCCCACAUCCCUCAGAUUAGCUUUUUAGCUAUUUUGUAGAUGGCUUGUACCUUACAUAAAGUAGUAGUGUCUGUUUUUUAAUGUCUUUUUUUUCAGUUUUUCUGUGGUAUAAAUAACAUCGUUGUCUUGUCUUGUUUAACAAACGCGUUGUUCAUUUUAGGAACAUCUAGUUAUCCAUUCAUUGUAAACGGCACACUGCUUGUUUUAUUUGUUUGUUUGUUUGUUUUUCUUGCAGAAUAUUCACUUGAUGAAAACCCUCAAGUUCAUGAUCAAUCAGAAGCAAUUCACGUUCACUCAUUCCACGUUGUCGUAGAACCUGAGAGAGAUUAG